Colias croceus (clouded yellow) is the source of this 2735-nucleotide messenger RNA. It is a transcript of the gene Reph, whose product is annotated as glutamate receptor ionotropic, NMDA 2D. The transcript has 8 exons. The record is from RefSeq and is a predicted model, not a curated record. Bases 531 to 1316 code for a protein of 261 amino acids. Lineage: Eukaryota; Metazoa; Arthropoda; Insecta; Lepidoptera; Pieridae.
AAUGUUUUGUCCAAUCGCGUCCGAUCUCUGCGUGUUCCGGUUCUUUGUCAUCAAUGGGUCGCCGGGCGAGUCCAUUUCUAGUGCCACUUGAAUACAAUUUACGCAUUAUUUGAGCUAAUUUUUGAUUUUAUAUGGUGCUGGACGAAAUCCCUUCGCUUAUCCUUGCGAUAUCGGUUAGCCCGAGACGUCCAGGCGGACAGUAUUCAGAAGAAUUUGGUGUUAGGCCCUUUCGGUAUUAAUGAGCCGUACCCACUUCAGCUGACUGCGUCGUACGCAAGGCUACUCCAACUAAACUAGUAGUAGUCCGGCGUUCGAGGGAGGCGGUCGGGUGCUCGUUCGCGGUAGUGAUUUGCGGAUAUGUCAUUGAGGAUUACAAUGGUUUUGGAACGUUUUCCAUAGACUCGAAACAGUUUUGAGAACGUCCCGACGAGUUAAGCUUAAUUCGAUAUCGAAACGGGGAGUGUGCCCGUCGGUAGGGCGCAGUGCAAGUGAGUGUCGCGGUGGACGAUAGGUCGAGCUGAGGCUCAAUAAUGCUCAAAUUCUUGACUCAUAAGCUACGAACGCAUUCGUUGAAUGAGGAGAACGUUUCCGAGAAGGUGGAGGAGCGAGACUCCGGCACCGAGUCGGACGACGAGGCGGAGCGCGCCGACACCGGUGAAUAUUGCGCCGACGUCAUCAUGAAGUGGAACGACGUCACCGAUAUCAGUAUGAGCGGCGAAGCGUGUGCCUGCGCGCCGACGCCGCGACCGCCCGCCCCGGAGCCCGACCAGCUUUACGACCACCACUCCUCUGAGGAGGAAUUAGAGGUGAUCAACGGCGGGCCGACGGGUGCAGCAGCGGGCACUGCGCGGGGCGAAGGGCGCGGCGAGGGGCGCGGGGAGGGGCGGCGGCGCGGCGCCUCGUCGCCGGCGCGCGCGGCCCCGGAGAAGCGGCGCUGGCCGGCGGAGCCCUACGACGACGAGCUGGCGGCGCGCGCGCCCUCCUCGGACGACGACGACACUAAGGUGGAGACGCCAGUGCGAUUCCGCACCUCACCACCUCUAGAAGCGCUGAAGCCCCGGAGAGCGGGUGCGGGGGUUAGUUCCGCGGGGCCGGGGGCCGGUGGCGCGGCGGGCGCGGCGGGCGCGGGGGACGCGUGCUGGCGCGCGCCGCCGUCGCCGCGCCGCCGCCGGCUGCCGCUGCCGCCGCCCCGGAGACAUCGCCCGGCGCUCGAUUUUGAUAAAAUGCAACAGUUGAAGGUCGGCGGCGGCGGCGUACGGUCGUGGCGCGCGGUGGGCGGCGCGCACGGCGGCGAGCUCUCCGUGUUCUGCUGGUGAUGUCGCCGGCGCACUGCAGAUUCAGGGAGUCGCCCGCAAGCAGUACAAGCCUGGCCCUACGCGUGAGUCCGCGCUGCGGUACCGGUACGAUACCGGCGCGGUACAGGCACGGUACCGGCGCGGUACAGGCACGGUACCGGCGCGGUACAGGCACGGUACCGGCGCGGUACAGGCACGGUACCGGCGCGGUAUCUGCGCGGUACCGGCGGGUGUCGCGGGCCCACGGCUCCCACGGACGAUUUUAGACGACUAUUUGACUUUCAUAUCAUUGUAUUGAAUCGAGAUCGCUCCAGUGUUAGUUCCUUUACACUCAAUGAUCAAAGUACAAACUUACCGAUAGAAACAGUCGCGCCGACCGAACGUAGUUUUUGGAAGUAUUUACUCAUUUUGAAUACCGCGUUUAAGCCGUUAUAUACCGGGACGCGACCGGGCGUUUUGUACGAGGCCAUUGUUAGUCACGUAACGAGUUUUUUUAAUUAGUCGUUGUGAACGGUGUCGUUGUUAGCCCCGUGCGGGUCGCUUGUGGCCCCGUGUGGGGGGCAUGGGGCCCGCACGGGGAGGGGGGGGGCACAAGUGUGACCUCACGUUUUUGAUCUCGAAUUGCGACUGAGACGCCGGGCCUUUGCGCUCAACGAAACGGAGCCCCAGUUUACGUCUCCGCACUUUCUUUUAGCGCAAAAUCUCGAGCCGCGCAUACGUGAUUCCUUUAUAGAUUAUCAAAAUAUUUUUAUGAGUUCAACGUCGACCGGCACGAGCGCGGCGGCCUUUUGUGCAAUAUGGAGUUUUUUAUGGUCGGUUCGGGAUCGACUCCGCCCGUCCCGUGGUGUGUACAGAGAGGAUAAGAUGGCGGGCGGCAACAUGGCCGCGCCCGGGCCGGCUCGAGCGGGUUGUCCCUAGCUGUAACUUCCGUUCGUAGUUCAUUUAGCGGGGCCGGAGCCCCGUCGCUCCGUCGGGGACCGAGACGACAUUUGUAAUAGAACGACAAAAAUAUGUGGUGCGAGUGAAUCCAGUGAAUUUACGAUAGAGACAUUUAACAAAUUUUGAAGUCGCCGCGCGUCGAGCGGUGUACACUGUACAAUGUACAUAGCGUAAGCGUAGGCUAAGUGCAGUCUUAGAUGUAGUAGGUAUAACAAAUUGUACGGCGGAGCUCGUUUGUUGAUCGUUUCGUGUUGUGUUGUUCCGUUUCGCUGCGAUUCCGUUAGUCAGUCGCGCGCUGCGGCCGAGGCUCCCGUUCGCUAUAUUUUUGUUUACGAGAGCGUAGUUUGUUGGCGAAAAGUUAUUUUUGUGAAAGUUUUCGUAGAGCCGAGGUCGCAGUGGCGUCGCGACGAUCAGUGGUGAUAUUUUACAAUAUAAUUUAUAUUAUGUUUUUAUAUAUUGAAUUAACAUGCGUAAUAAAGAGUGAGCAAUGGCACAUCUUAA